AUGCUAACCUCUGCUGCAGAUCCUGACACUCCAAACUCAACCAUCUCCAGAGAGGCCAGCACCCAGUCUUCAUCAGCUGCCACCAGCCAAGGCUAUGUUUUACCAGAAGGCAGAAUCAUGCCGAACACUGUUUUCGUUGGUGGAAUUGAUGUUAGGAUGGAUGAAACCGAAAUUAAAAACUUCUUUGCUAAAUAUGGUUCAGUAAAAGAAGUGAAGAUAAUCACGGAUCGAAGUGGUGUGUCCAAAGGCUAUGGAUUUGUUUCAUUUUAUAAUGACGUGGAUGUGCAGAAGAUAGUAGAAUCACAGAUAAAUUUCCAUGGUAAAAAGCUGAAACUGGGCCCUGCAAUCAGGAAACAAACUUUAUGUGCUUAUCAUGUGCAGCCACGUCCUUUGGUUUUUAAUCCUCCUCCUCCACCACAGUUUCAGAGUGUCUGGAGUAAUCCACACACGGAAGCUUACAUGCAGCCUCCAACCAUGAUGAGUCCUAUUACUCAGUAUGUUCAGGCUUAUCCUCCUUAUCCAAGUUCACCAGUUCAGGUUAUCACUGGAUAUCAGCUGCCUGUUUAUAAUUAUCAGAUGCCACCACAGUGGCCUGUUGGGGAGCAAAGGAGUUAUGUUAUUUCUCCGACUUAUACAGCCGUUAACUACCACUGUAAUGAAGUUGAUCCAGGAGUUGAAGUUUUGCCAAGUGAAUGCUCAGUUCAUGAAGCUACUGCAUCCUCUGGAAAUGGCCCACAAAAGAAAUCUGUGGACCGAAGCAUACAGACAGUGGUAUCUUGUCUGUUUAAUCCAGAGAACAGAUUGAGAAGCUCCUUUGUUACUCAAGAAGAGUACUUCAAGGAUAAACGAGUUCAUCACUUCAGAAGAAGUCGGGCAGUGCUUAAGUCUGUUUGA
Lagenorhynchus albirostris (white-beaked dolphin) is the source of this 894-nucleotide messenger RNA. It is a transcript of the gene DAZL, whose product is annotated as deleted in azoospermia like. The transcript has 11 exons. The record is from RefSeq and is a predicted model, not a curated record. The coding region runs from base 1 to 894 and encodes 297 amino acids. Gene Ontology annotation, molecular function: protein binding; mRNA 3'-UTR binding. NCBI's taxonomy places the organism in Eukaryota, Metazoa, Chordata, Mammalia, Artiodactyla, Delphinidae.